Molecule: messenger RNA, 767 nt
Organism: Polychytrium aggregatum
Lineage: Eukaryota; Fungi; Chytridiomycota; Chytridiomycetes; Polychytriales
Exons: 3
Coding region: 183-485 (100 amino acids)
Source: RefSeq, a predicted model, not a curated record
UGUCCCCAUUGGCCGGCGCGGCGCCCUUGGCCGUCUGCACGUCUUGAAAAACGAAAACCCGUUGCAUCCGCUUGGCCAUUUCGCAGCAAGCAACAGAGGAAUCCGCCAGCCAACGAGCGAGCGAGCGAGCGAGCCAGUCUGCACUCCCCAUCUCUUGCCCACUGCCGAAUCUGCUGCCCACCAUGUCCGAGAUGAAGCCCAUCCAAAUCUCCCCUAUGCCGAUCGUCGAUCCGGAGCUGACUGCCCACGACCGACCGGCUCUGAAAAAGGCCAGCGACGCUUUCUACAAGGAGCAGCUCAUCCGCCUCGAAGAGAUUGGCGUCCUCCGAGACAAGCUGCGAUGGUGCUAUCACCGCGAGGGUGUCAAUCACUACAAGAACUGUCGGGAGCUUGCCCAGCAGUACAUUGACAUGAUGAGCGGACUGAAGGACGGAUUCGUCGUUCCCUUCCCCAAGGCCUUGAAGGACGCCCAGAAGUCGCAGUAGAUGCUCAGCUCCCUCCCUCCCCCCCCCUGUUUGAUUUCCAGCACCCAUAACUCUUCCUAGCCUUCUCUUUACCCCCACAAUCAUCCAGCGUGUUGAUCGAAGACGGAUGGGCCGCCCCAGAACAUCACCGUCAUAGCGAAUGAAAGAGAUGCUUCGCCAUUCUAUCCGCCAGUGCCGCCCACCAUCAGCGGGAAUCCUUCCUUUGUGUGAGCAGCUGGCCCUUGAAUACAGCCCGUCGGUUUCCGUCGACACUGAUUUGAUCCGAGGACCUGCCUCGGCCAU